This is a messenger RNA of Condylostylus longicornis, 1731 nucleotides long. RefSeq names its product acyl-coenzyme A diphosphatase FITM2 (gene Fitm). The record is from RefSeq and is a predicted model, not a curated record. The coding region runs from base 238 to 1461 and encodes 407 amino acids. Gene Ontology annotation, cellular component: endoplasmic reticulum membrane. Lineage: Eukaryota; Metazoa; Arthropoda; Insecta; Diptera; Dolichopodidae. Gene Ontology annotation, biological process: lipid droplet organization; phospholipid biosynthetic process; lipid storage. The transcript is spliced from 3 exons.
UGACGAUGUGACAAUGACAAUGACAUUUUUGGAACUUUGCUCUUACUGUGCAUCAAUUUUUUGAGAAAUCUAACUAGUCAAGAGUUUUAAAAUUUAUUUCUAAAUAAAAACAAAAUGAUGUAAUUGCUUACAUUAAUGCCAAAUCUGUUAAAUGAAUUUAGAUGAAUACACAAAAUCAUAAUAUAUUCUACAAGUGAGGCUUUAAUUUAGCAAAUAUUCUACUGUAAGUUAAUAAAAAUGGCUAGUAAAAGGAGGCCAAUACGGCCCCAAAAUGUAAAUAACACAUCGUCCUCAUCAUCAUCGAAUAUGAACUUCAGAGCUGGGUUUACGGAAACAUCUAGAGCCGAAGCUAAAGGAACGAGACCUACAGCAAAACCCUCUUCAAUAAAGGAAGUUUUAGUAAUGAUGAUUCUUCACAUCUGCAAAAAGACAAUAUUUUUUGAUACUGACAUUAAAGUAGCUAUUUAUUUAGGUAGCUUAUUUAUAAUAUCUCUUUUAGGUGACUUUAUUCCUUUCCCGAAAACAUAUUUUUCACGAUCUGAUAAUUUAUUCAAUGUUUAUUUUGUGAAAAUUGGUUGGGCUUGGACUUUAUUUUUUACGGUGCCGUACUUAUUUAUGACAUCUUAUACAAUAUGUUGCGGAAAUACGCAAAAAUUUUUAAAGCAACAUUUACCAAGAAUAUUAAUUGCAACCUCUUUUUGGUUUGUAUGGACGAAGUUCUUUAAUAUUAUUGAGUCGACAUACGGCAGAUGUACAGCUCGUAAUUAUGAUUCAAAACCUAGUUGUCUAAAAGCGGGAUUUUUAUGGCACGGAUUUGAUAUAUCAGGACAUGCUUUCAUUUUAAUUUAUUCAAGUUUAAUUUUAAUAGAAGAAGCAAGACCUAUAAUAAAUUGGGAGUCAAUUAAAGAACAUAUCAGAAAUGAAUUAUAUAAUAGAAGCAUGCAAGAAACAACAAGUACUAAUCCCUUGCGAAAUCUAAGUAACGAGGAAAUGAGAGAGCUAAAAUUUUUAUAUGAAAGAUUUACUCCAGCUAUUAGGACUUUGUUUAUUGGUAUGACAUGCUUACAGCUUUUAUGGGAUGUGAUGUUAGUAUCCACUAUGCUGUAUUACCAUAACAUGAUCGAAAAGGUAUUGAGUGGUAUCUUUGCUAUAUUAACAUGGUUUUUUACAUAUCGAGCUUGGUAUCCAUCAAAAUCAUUUUUACCUGAUUCUGCUGGGAAAGGGAAUUUUAAUUACCAGAAUGUUAUUUCAAAACAAAGUACAAGUGGAUUGUCUGGAGCUAGAAGAAGGCAAAGUUUAUCACCUAUAAGGCGGAAUGUUGGACAACAAACUGCUCAAAAUGUUCAAAUACCCAAAUUUAUGGGUAUGCCUCUAUACACGAACACAAGAGCUGCAGCGGCAGCACAAGCUGGUGUCAACAGUGACGCAAACAAUAUUAACCAGCAAAAUGAAUUAACAUGAUAUCAUCAUAAUGGUAUCAAAAACGAGAUUGUAAAUUAAAUUAAAACGAAAAAUUUAUUGAUAUUAUUUUAAAAAUGAGAAAACUACAUACAUAGGUAGAUAGUAAAUAUUUUUGUCUCUAUUUUCUAAAAUAUUUAUAAUAACAAUAUGCUUUUAAAUUAAUUUACUUUAAAAUUUAUUUAUACAGAAAAUCCUUAUAGGAAAGUUGGUUAUUGGUAAAUUUUUGUUUUGUUGUUUGUUUGUACAGUAAAUUAAUAAAUUUUUUAAAUA